Cherax quadricarinatus is the source of this 1783-nucleotide messenger RNA. Its product is annotated as actin-57B-like. NCBI's taxonomy places the organism in Eukaryota, Metazoa, Arthropoda, Malacostraca, Decapoda, Parastacidae. The record is from RefSeq and is a predicted model, not a curated record.
AUUUUGGGAUGGGAAAUUCUUAAGACGAGGGAUCCUGUGUUGAAAAGCGUGCAGAAAUGAUUUUACACGCCGGAGAGUUCUUAGACUACACGCCAGUACCCAGUGAUUCAACAGGUGUGCGGACUCCGCGUGGUGGACAGGUGUAAACACACGUGGGUAACCAGAAUAGCCACGUCAACUUGUGGUAAGUUUACCUGGGGCUCUCUCAGUGUCAACACUGUGCUCUCAGUGUCAACACUGUCAAACACUGUGCUCUCAGCGUCAACACUGAUUGUACUCUCAGCGUCAACAAUGAGCGCGUUCUCAGCGUCAACACUGAUCAUGCUCUCAGUGUCACCACUGGGAGUUAAAACCUAAUCAUGUGCGACGAUGACGCUACAGCUCUGGUCUGCGACAAUGGCUCCGGCAUGGUCAAGGCCGGCUUCGCUGGUGACGACGCUCCCCGCGCCGUCUUUCCUUCCAUCGUCGGCCGUCCUCGUCACCAGGGUGUGAUGGUCGGUAUGGGACAGAAGGACGCCUACGUAGGUGAUGAGGCCCAGAGCAAGAGAGGUAUCCUGACUCUCAAGUACCCCAUCGAACACGGCAUCAUUACCAACUGGGACGACAUGGAGAAAAUCUGGCAUCAUACAUUCUACAACGAGCUGCGUGUUGCCCCUGAAGAGUCCCCUGUCCUCCUCACUGAGGCUCCCCUCAACCCUAAGGCCAACCGUGAGAAGAUGACACAGAUCAUGUUUGAGACUUUUAGUGCUCCAGCCAUGUACGUGGCUAUCCAGGCCGUGUUGUCCCUGUACGCCUCUGGUCGUACCACAGGUAUCGUGUUGGACUCUGGUGAUGGUGUUACUCACACUGUUCCCAUCUACGAAGGUUAUGCUCUUCCACACGCUAUCAUGCGUCUCGAUCUAGCUGGCCGAGACUUGAGUGACUACCUCAUGAAGAUCAUGACUGAGCGUGGCUACUCCUUCACCACCACAGCUGAGCGUGAGAUUGUCCGUGACGUCAAGGAGAAGCUUUGCUAUGUUGCCCUUGAUUUCGAGAAUGAAAUGGCUCAGGCAGCUGCAUCUACUUCCCUGGACAAGUCCUACGAGCUUCCCGAUGGUCAGGUCAUCACCAUUGGUAAUGAGCGUUUCCGUGCUCCUGAAGCUCUCUUCCAGCCUUCCUUCCUGGGUAUGGAAUCUGCUGGUGUACACGAGACCGUCCACAACUCCAUCAUGAGGUGCGACAUUGACAUCAGGAAGGAUCUGUUCGCCAACAUUGUCAUGUCUGGUGGUACCACCAUGUACCCUGGUAUUGCUGACCGCAUGCAGAAGGAAAUCACUAACUUGGCUCCCUCCACCAUCAAGAUCAAGAUCAUUGCUCCUCCCGAGCGUAAGUACUCCGUCUGGAUCGGUGGUUCCAUCCUGGCCUCACUGUCCACCUUCCAGUCCAUGUGGAUCACCAAGGAGGAGUAUGACGAGUCCGGCCCCGGCAUCGUCCACCGCAAGUGCUCUUGAUCUCUCGUGUAAUAUCUGUUGACCUUUACUAUUUAUCACUGCAAAUAAACUUUCCUUAUAUUUGUCCUUUCCUUAGUUUAAAUUUUCAUCUGAUAUAAUACAAUGCAUACACAAUAAGAGCCGUGUGUCUCUCGUAGUAUCAGAACAUAAUGGAAGAACACUGUGGCAAUCCUACUGACACUAAGCAGAUAUUUCUCAAAUCCAACAUUUCCCAUCCACACAUUUACCCAACCUAUCCCCAAAGCUUACCAAGAAGUUAGCUUCAAUACCUCAGGUACCAAUCAAACCUAACC